Molecule: messenger RNA, 1209 nt
Organism: Striga asiatica
Lineage: Eukaryota; Viridiplantae; Streptophyta; Magnoliopsida; Lamiales; Orobanchaceae
Source: the annotation of a GenBank genome assembly
AUGGAGGCACAGCAUUCAGAGCAUGCACACAUCAUUGAGGUAUCCACUGAUAUAACGUCUACCGAGCGUUCGUAUGGAGGGAGCAAAGUAUGUGAAGGUGCAACAUGCGGCUUUUCUGACGCCAGAACAACCUCGAGGGACGCUAAAGAACGCUCGGCCUCCAUGAAGAAGCUCCUUGUUGCAGUUGUCCUCUGCGUGAUAUUUAUGAGCGUAGAAGUUGCAGGUGGCAUAAAAGCCAAUAGCUUGGCCAUACUCACAGACGCAGCUCACUUGCUCUCUGAUGUAGCCUCGUUUGCUAUCUCUCUGUUUUCUCUGUGGGCCGCGGGUUGGGAGGCAACCCCUCGCCAGUCGUACGGUUUUUUCCGGAUAGAAAUACUCGGAGCACUCGUCUCGAUUCAGCUGAUAUGGCUUCUCACGGGUAUUCUUGUGUACGAAGCAAUCGUUCGACUUGUGCAGAACACGGGUGAGGUUCAGGGGUUUCUCAUGUUUCUAGUCUCGUCUUUUGGUUUGCUGGUUAAUAUAGUCAUGGCCCUUCUGCUCGGCCAUGAUCAUGGUCAUGGCCAUGGCCAUUCGCAUGCGAAUGAUGAAGAUCAUCAUCAUCAUAAUCAUGAUCAUGGUUCUGAGGACGAGCACUCGCAUGGCCAUGGAGUGACCGUCACUCGAUACGAAAGCCAUCAUCAUCAGCAGUCGAGAUUCAACGAGCCUCUUCUCAGUACAUCACACGAGGGCGAGAGCGAAGCGAAAAAGACGAAAAAGCCCCUACGGAAUAUAAACGUGCAGGGUGCCUAUCUCCAUGUUCUGGGAGAUUCCAUACAGAGUGUGGGGGUUAUGAUUGGUGGGGCCGUAAUUUGGUACAAGCCCGAGUGGAAGAUAAUCGACCUCAUCUGCACAUUGGUUUUCUCUGCUAUUGUUUUGGCCACAACCAUUAGGAUGCUGAGGAACAUUCUAGAAGUUCUCAUGGAGAGCACACCGAGGGAGAUAGAUGCCACGAUGCUGGAGAGGGGUUUGUGUGAGAUGGAGGAAGUUGUUGCUAUUCACGAGCUGCAUAUUUGGGCGAUAACUGUUGGGAAAGUGUUGCUGGCUUGCCAUGUCAAGGUUAAGCCCGAGGCAGAUGCGGAUAUGGUGCUGGACAAGGUAAUUGAUUACAUUAAAAGGGAGUAUAAUAUUAGUCAUGUCACGAUUCAAAUAGAAAGAGAGCAGAUCUCGUGA